Penicillium oxalicum is the source of this 1329-nucleotide messenger RNA. RefSeq names its product tRNA (adenine-N(1)-)-methyltransferase. The coding region runs from base 1 to 1329 and encodes 442 amino acids. The transcript is spliced from 4 exons. The record is from RefSeq and is a predicted model, not a curated record. Lineage: Eukaryota; Fungi; Ascomycota; Eurotiomycetes; Eurotiales; Aspergillaceae. Gene Ontology annotation, biological process: tRNA methylation. Gene Ontology annotation, cellular component: tRNA (m1A) methyltransferase complex.
AUGACUCGGUUACUGCAGGUCUUGGGACGAGUCUUUGGGUCCGCUCCCUCGCCAGCUCCUGCAAGCCGUGCUGUGUAUGUUGGACGGACGCGAGCAAUUGACACCGAUUUCUCCAUCUUUCGAGAGGGCGACCGGGCGGUGAUUCACCAGAAGCAGCCUCAAUUGACCAAACCAUUGAAAAAGGGCGACAAGACAAAUCUUCGCCGUGGUCAUGUUGCGCACGAAAACAUCAUUGGCAGUCGAGUCUGGGACGCGGUGCCCGCGCAUAAAGGUCCCGACGUCCGCUUAAGUCUGCCAACGCUCGAAGAAUACGUUGCACUGAGUCCUCGCCUCGUCACUCCAAUCUAUUCACAUGAUGCAAACUUGAUCGUUUCGCUUCUCGAUCUUCACGUCAAUCCCCCGGCGGCUGGGGACUCCCAACCUAGCCUUGAAAUCCUCGAAUCGGGAACGGGACAUGGCUCCUUGACGCUUCACCUCGCUCGCGCCAUUCACGCCGCCAACUCGACACCGCCGCCGCGUCCGGAACGAUCCCAAAUCCAAUAUCUGAAUGGCCGGGCCCAUCGACCGGGCGAGCAAGACACAACGCCGACAGAUGGAACACAGAACGCGGAGAGUGUCGACACAGCUCAGCAGGAAUGGGACGCUUGGCGAGCAGAGCGCAAGGCCGUGAUCCACACUGUGGACGUAUCUGCUAAAUUCUCGGCCCUGGCUGAGAAAAACGUCAAGGGUUUCCGUCGCGGAAUAUACGCUGGCAAUGUCGAUUUCCAUGUCGGGUCGGUCGAGGACUGGGCCGCUGAGCAAUCCAAGCAACGAGCUCUAGAGGGCUUGGCUCCCCAGCCUUUCCUGUCGCACGUCAUCCUGGACAUGCCCUCGGCCGAUUUGCGAAUCCCUCAUGUCGCCCCCCUCUUGAAACGGGGUGGCUAUCUGGUCGUUUUUAUGCCCAGUAUCACUCAAAUUGGUGAGUGUGUGCGGACCAUCCGCCAACAUAGACUGCCCUUUGUACAAGAAAGGGUGGUAGAGUUGGGACUCGGCAUGACGAGCGGUCGGCAUUGGGAUGUACGACUAGCAUACAAAAAGUCUGCGGCCGAUCCCUCAUCCUGGGCCCCGCAGGCAGAAACGGACGGCGAGGAUACGACCAGCACAGCCGACAGUACGGAGCAGAUCGAAGAAUUGGAUGCAAAGCCCGAUGAGGUUGUUCAUCCCGAGACACCUCUGAAAGGCGAAGAACCUGUCAUGGUCUGUCGACCCAAGGUUGGCAUUCGGACUGUAGGUGGUGGAUUCAUCGGUUUAUGGCGGCGCAUUGAAGACCCCUCGGGAAGCACUGCUUGA